CACGCGGGGAGGGCGGGCGACAGAGACGAGGAAGGAGCGUGCGUGCGUGACCCCGCCGCGGACGCGAGUCCACCCCCCGGAGAAGCAACGGCAGAUAGAUAUCCCCGACGACGACGUCGAGCGCAGCAAACCAGCAGCAUCCUCGUCAGUCCCCUCCCCGAUUCGAUACGAGGCGAGUGUCGCGUCCGCUCCGAACCGGAUCGAGCCCGGCCUCCCGGGGGAGUUUGGAUUUGGGGGAAGGGCGGAGAGGGGAGGAGGGGUGGACAUGGACCAGGUGCUCAACAAGGUGGGGAGCUACUGGUUCAGCAAGAGGGCGAGCAAGGAGAUCGACUCCAUCGGCGACGACAUCAGCUCUAUCUCAAGCAGCAUUGGAGGGUCAGCCAAAUGGAUGUUGAACAUGAUUAAAGGGAAGAUGCAGAAAGCACUACCAGACCUCCUCAAGGAAUAUGACAUGCCAGCUGGCCUCUUCCCACGGGAUGCGACUAACUAUGAGUUCAACGAGGAGACAAAGAAGCUGACGGUGUACAUCCCUUCAGCAUGCGACGUCGGGUACAAGGACUCCUCAGUCCUGCGGUUCUUCACCUGUGUGACUGGCUACCUUGAGAAAGGUAAGUUUUCCGACAUCGAGGGUAUGAAGACCAAAGUGCUGGUGUGGACCAAGGUGACCACCAUCAAGACCGAGGGCUCGAAGGUCCAUUUCACUGCUGGUGUGAAGAAAACCCGGAGCCGUGAUGCCUAUGAGGUUGUCAGGGAUGGUAUCACCAUAGAUAAAUUCUAGAGCAUGGUUUGCAUGAGAAAUGUGAUGUAAUUAAAUUAUCCAGACGAUGAUUCUCUUCUUGGUACACCAAAAGUCUAAAAUAUGAUGUGGUACUACCCAUUCGGUCAUUAUCUACAAAUUGGAUGUCUCAUGUCAUUAUGUUUCUGUUCAAAAUGUGGAGCUUACUUUCACAUUGCGACUGAUGUUAUUGUGAAAUUGCACUAGGA
Panicum virgatum (switchgrass) is the source of this 984-nucleotide messenger RNA. RefSeq lists its product as uncharacterized. Lineage: Eukaryota; Viridiplantae; Streptophyta; Magnoliopsida; Poales; Poaceae. The transcript is spliced from 3 exons. Bases 266 to 778 code for a protein of 170 amino acids. The record is from RefSeq and is a predicted model, not a curated record.